Vespa velutina is the source of this 6225-nucleotide messenger RNA. RefSeq names its product box A-binding factor-like. The coding region runs from base 1083 to 3926 and encodes 947 amino acids. The transcript has 8 exons. Gene Ontology annotation, biological process: cell fate commitment; positive regulation of transcription by RNA polymerase II; negative regulation of transcription by RNA polymerase II. Gene Ontology annotation, molecular function: zinc ion binding; DNA-binding transcription factor activity, RNA polymerase II-specific; RNA polymerase II cis-regulatory region sequence-specific DNA binding. The record is from RefSeq and is a predicted model, not a curated record. NCBI's taxonomy places the organism in Eukaryota, Metazoa, Arthropoda, Insecta, Hymenoptera, Vespidae.
AUUGCAGGAGGUUAUAUAGGAUUAAUUAUUUCGACGAUAUAUUAAGAUUAUUUAAUGCAGACAAAAAAAAUUUUUUUAAUCAUUCUAAUUCUCCAUAGUUCGAAAAUUGAAUAAGCACGAUUCAUUGAUUUAUCUCAUUUGAGAAACAACAAUGUACCGUAUAGUAAACUGUGAACUUUUACUUCUUAUGUCGCUUUUAUUAAUAAUUCACACAAGCGAUUCGAUGCGACAUUAAAAAAUUAAUAGAAUUAAAAAAAAAAAAAAAAAAAAGGGAAAAAGACGAAAAAAAGAUGUUGCAGAACGACCGUUUUUACUCGUGUCGAUUAUCGAGUUGCAUUUAAUUUUGUAUAAUUAUUUUAUAAAACAAAUGACACUUGUUCACGUAAAUUUGCCGAUAUGUACGACGAUUCUCUCGAGAAUGUGCAGUUAGUGCAUUAUAUUACGUCAUUUCAAGUUAGUGCGCCGGUGGUCGUUUGUUUUCGAGUUUCCUGAAACGGUUCUCUCUCGGUCGGUGCAACUACAAAAAAGAAAAAAGAAGAAAAAACAAGGAAAAAAAAAGAAACAAAAAGAAAAAGAAACAGAAACAACACGUUGGAACAUACUGCAUCGGUGCAGUGCUGCUACGUUCGUGGCUGAGUGUGCUUACUUCCUAUGUACCGGGUGUCCCAUCGCAAAAAUCUUCGAUAUUAUCCCAUAAAUCGUGUAAACCGAACAUAAUGAUAAACAAAAUUACACUUUCGAAAAUAUUUUUCUUUAAUAUAAAUUAAUUUUUCCUAUCAUUUCAAUUCAUUUUAUUUCGCUAUUUGUUUUCUUUUUUCUUUUUUUUUCUUUCGUUCUAUCUCUCCUUCAUCGGUAGGAAUUGUUACGUGAUAAAAAAAGAAAGAAAAGAAAAAAGCGCGAAUCAACGACGUCACGAAAUACGUGGUGUUUUUUCGUUCAAGGCUAUCGAACAAGCCUACUUAACGACUCGCACAUUCGUUCGCGUAACGAAGAAACGUUCAAGCAUUUCGUAAACAAUUCGUAGCAUCGUCCAACCUGACUUCCAGGGAUUUGAACUAUUAAUUGAUUCCGUGGAUGGAACGAUGGAGCGAAACUCUCAGACGGGUAGAGAAGCCGUCGUGGAGGGUAUUAGACUCGAAGUUGUAGGAGGUAAUCCAGCAAUGAAAAAUGAAAUGGGUAAUCAUGAAAUUCUUCAACUACGAGAACAACAGCAACAACAGCAGCAGCUUGGGUAUAUUGUCAAAGAGGAAGGCGGGGAUGAUGUGGGCGUGCUGGAGGCGGGUCAUUCAGAAAUCGAAAAUGGCGUCAUGCUAGAACCAACCGGAGCUGAAGUGAUCACUUUGAAUGUUGCUACGAGUCAUCAAGAUGGUCCUAACCCUAAUUAUACCCUUCAUCAACUUGGCUAUCAGGAAGAACAUCAUAUUAUUCAUGAUAGAGAUUAUUUAGAAGAGGGUUCGCCACGAUUUGGGGGCGGUGACAUUGACGUGAAGAAGGAGGAGCAGGAACAGCAGCAACAGGUCGCUCACCCCCACCACCAACGUCACCACCACCACCACCAUCACAAUCAUCAUCACCUCCACCAACAUCAACAGUCGCAAGAGCAGCAGCAGCAGCAGCAGCAAACGCAGUACGCUCAGCUCGGGCCAUGCGAAGUCCCGGUUCCCGAAGGAGGGGAUAGUCGGCAUCCAACGGAGGUCUCCGUCCCUACUGAAGGAACUCGUACUGCCAGUCACAUGCCUCACUCCACGAUGCAUCGUUACGGUGGAGAAACGCUUUCACCGACUACUACGGAUCAUCCCCAUCAUCAUCAUCAUCAACAACAGCAGCAGCAGCAGCAGCAACAUCAUCAUCAGUUAUCCGAAGUUCAUCAACAACAACAGCAACAUGGUUCUCAUCGUCAUUUGGAGGAUCAACAACAACAUCAUCAGGAAACUGAGGAAGAGGUUGAUAGAGUCGGUGGUAUUUCGAGAAGUGCACGUGGAGAUUUCAAUCUGGGUGUGCUUUUUCCAAAUCUCGGCUCGAACGGUACUGGUGCUAAUAGUGGAAAUGGUAAUACAUCUCAUCAUCUUCAUCAACAACAACAGCAGCAACAACAACAACAACAACAACAACAGCCACAACAACAACAUCAUCAUCACGCGAAUACUCAUCAUAUGGAGGACGUGCUACCGAACGAUCCCUAUCUUCAACAUCAAAUUCGUGCCGGAGGCGGUGCAACGAGUGCGAGUGGUGGGGUCACUGGUGGUAAUUCGCCGCCGAUUAGAACGAGAGGCUCACCAGGUUCCAGUCGUAGCCCACAUGACGAUCAUCUUUCCUCGCCGCAUCGACAUUCCUCAUCCGAUGGACCUAGUGCCUUCAGUCCGGCCGAUCAAGGAAGAUUACAAUCCUUUACCCAUCUUACCUCAAUGCAGCCUCCCAAUUCUGUACAAACUAAUCAUGGUAACCUUCAAGACGCUGAUCGUGUCACUGAUCAACUUUAUAUGGACUCUAUCUACACUCAUCAUACCACUGCUACUGGUCAUCAUCAUCAAGAACACGAGCAUGGUUCUUCUACGCCACACUCACCAGGUGGUAAUCUCUCCACUUCGUCGUUGUAUCGUACGAUGAGCGGCGUAGGGACGAUUGGUGCUGGUGCAGGGGCUACCAGUUACAAUUUACCAUACAUGACGAGUAGUCCUACAGAACUUUCAACUUCUCCUCAGUUGUGGAAUGCUCAAGUAACCGGUCUCAGUACAACUUUGCCAUCGCUCGGAGAGGAUUACGGAAGUAGCAAAUCUUCGACCGCGGUGACUCAUCAAGCUUUACCUGCUUUCUCGCAACCUUUCGGAGGAAGACCAAGUUUUCGUGGAUAUUCGCCGCCGUAUUCGUCUCAGCAAACGACUACGGGAAAUAAUACCGGGAGCGUUGGUGGUGACGCGACAUCCUGGACAUACGUUUCACCAUCGAACGAUGUCUCUCUGACAUCUCAAUACGGCGCACCCUCGAGAAGACAAACGGCCAAUCCCUCGACUACGCCUACGCAUAAUCAACUCAGUGCUGCAGCCAGCCUCACUGCGAUGCACAACAUCGAGGCGGAGUACUUUACGGAGGGUCGCGAGUGCGUGAACUGUGGGGCAAUUUCCACACCCUUAUGGCGAAGGGACGGUACCGGGCACUACCUCUGCAACGCAUGCGGUCUCUACCACAAGAUGAACGGAAUGAAUCGACCCCUAGUCAAACAACCACGUCGUCUGUCAGCUUCAAGGCGCGUAGGACUCUCUUGUAGUAAUUGCCAAACGACAAUGACGUCACUUUGGCGACGAAAUUCCCUCGGUGAACCCGUUUGCAAUGCCUGUGGUCUCUACUUCAAGCUUCAUGGUAUCAAUAGGCCGAUGACGAUGAAGAAGGAUAGCAUUCAAACUCGUAAACGUAAACCUAAAGGCGGAAUGAAGUCUACCGAUACUCCAAUUGCUGGCAAUGUUGCACAAUGCACCAACAAUAACAACAAUAACAACAACAAUAACAACAAUAAUUUAAAGCUAGAGCCAGAUAACUAUGAUUUAAGGAUGGCCCACUCCGUGGUACCUCAAGUUACAUACGCAGGUUCCCUCUAUGGUAAUCCACAGUCGGGCAGUCGUAUAGUUUCCUAUCGUUCAACGACACCUAGCGGUCUUUACUACGACAUGAUUGCUUCUCAACAGCAACAACAACAACAACAGCAUCAGCAGCUCCUCGAAACUCAUUCUCCGAAAGUUGAAUGUCCUUCGCCACCUUGUGCAACACAUUCACCAGGAAUGAUGUCAGCGGGACACUCACCUGAUCAUCACCAACUUGCCUCACCUCAUAUCGUUACUCUUGGCAAUUCCUCGCCCAGUCCAGCAGGUAGUAAGAUCAUGUUGGACAAUGGGCAUCUUGAGAGACCCACUGUUGUUUCUAUAUCUUCUUAAAAAUCUCUAAUUAUUAUCGACGAGAUUAUAAUAAAGAUUUUUCGAGCUCGCCGCGGAAUAGACAACGACGAUUCUUCAAUACACUGUGAACUUUUAUAUUUAUCGUUAGUAAUUUCAAUCUCGAUCCUAGUUGAUCUGUGGUUGAAUUUAACGAUUAUUUAAGUCUUGGAGAGGUCAUUGCUAUAGUUAGACUUUUCAGAUCAAAAGUGACAAAUUUAUUGAAUGUUGAUGAAAUGAAUCAUAUCGCUAAGAUUCAGGAAUAGUAAGCUUGUAAAGUGGAUUAUCCUAUUUGUUUUCUUUUAAGAAAUCAGACAAGAAAAUUUUGAUAUAAUGCAUAAGUACUUUUCUCUUGCGAUCACGGUACAAUACUUCGCUAUUUUGCAAGAUAGAUUUAGAUUUCAACUAUAAUGUUGUAGUAAUAGUUAAGUUAAAAUUUAAGUAUCUCAAAAGUGUGUGUAUAUAAUGGUUUGGAUGGUGUUAAUUUAGGUUCUUGUAAAUAACAUUGUAAGUCUGAAUUCGAUGUCGUUUCAAAUUAUAUUACUCCUAUUCUUUGUCUUUCGAAGUCGAGAGAUAUAUCUUAAAGAUUCUAUUAGGAUAAAAGUGCAUAUUAAAGAUUUUUUUUUCUUUUUUUUUUUUUACUUCAAAUCAAGAUUACAUUCCGGGAAAUUUUGAUCGAGAGAAAUUAGAAAAGUCAAAAAAAAAAAGAAAAAGAAAAAACAAAAAAUAGUAAAAAUAAUUAACAUCUACUACCCUUUUCUCGAAUUUUUAAGCGUCGAUCUCAUUUCGACCGAAGCUAUGAGAGUUCAAUAAACUUGAGCUUCGUGACGUACGAUAACGCAAAGGCGUGCAAAAGUUAUCGCUUCAUAAUUUUUUUUUUUCUUCUUUCCUUGUAAACAGUUGCGAAUAGGGGCCGAGACAUCCGGUAUAUAUGUAGGAAAUGUGUCAGAGUCAAUGUCAGAUCUUCUCCGCUUUGAUUUUUUUAUUUUUAUUUUUUAUUAUUUUUUUUUUUUUUUCUAUUUUUAUUUCACCUCCUUUAAUGUACUUUUAUUUAUUUUACAUUUUAUUUCUUUUUUCUAUUUUUUCUUGACUUUUUUUUUCUUUUUUUUUUUUUUUUUUUUUCGUUAUCAAAGACGAAUUUAUUGAAGCAGCUCUCCAAAACAAAUAACAAAUCUAACCUGACGCCUUUGCAUUUUGUAAAUAUUAUCGAAAAUAUGUUUAAGCGUUAAGAUUUUAUCUCUUCUGUUUUCUUUUAUUCUGUAAGAUUUAAGAAUUAUUUAUCUUAAUACAUAAUUGACCAGGAUAUAAUAAUAAAUAAUAUCAUUACUGACGGCAAUUUUAUCAUUCCGGUAAUGUUUAUCAUUGAAUUAAAAAUUUGUUAUUUAAAUAUUACAAAUUUAGAAAAAUUAGAAAUAUUGGAAUUAAGUAAAUAUUAUGCAAGACGAUAAACAAUAUAUACUAUUUUAUACAUUAAUAAUUGUAUAAGUCGUAUGUAUUUGCAAAAACGAAUAUAUCUGUGAAUCGGUCAAAAAUGUAUUAAGAUAUUAGAAAUAAUGAUUGUUGUAAGAACGAAGCAUAAAAGUUUCUCUCGCCGAUUAAUCGUCAGAGUACAAGAACCUAUCAAUAAUUUUACAAAUCUUAUAACUACAAUGAUAGUUUAUAAUGUAACGACAUUUAUUAAUAUAGUGACGGGAACACACCAUUGAAACAGUCUAUACAUUUUAUCCGGCUGACGAACAUGCUAAUAUAUUUCACGUAAUAUAUUUUUUUCAGAGUGUUGUAUCGGGUCAUAUCAAUUAUUUUUAAAUAAAAGGGAUAUAUAUAUUUAAAAGAUAAUCAAUACCGUCACUUUUUCGUAAUCGUUCAUAUAAGAAUUCCAACAGGAAUGGGAUAUAACAUCAAUGAAGAAACAUUUAAUGGAUAUCCAAUUUUUUUGUUCUUUUUUUCCUUUUUUUUUUACAUAUUUAUUUAAACAAUUAGUAAUUAUAAUUAGUAAUUAUAAUACAUCGUAAAUAAUUAAUAAUAUUAUAAAUUUAUAAUUAUAUUAAACUUACACGUUUACCUUUAGAUAAUCCAAUGAAAAAUAAAUUAAAUUGAAUGAUUAUAAAAUGAAAAAAAGAAAGAAAGAAAAAAAAAGAAAAAAACAGAAAACGAUCGAGGAUAUUUUAUAUGGAAAUAAAGGUAUAAAAGCGGGAAGAAUUCGAAAAUUAUUUAGUAAGAUAAACGAAAGUAAUUUGUAUGUAUGUAUUUUUGUUCGAAUUAUAGAACUUCCAUAUAGUAAAAUAAAUCCCUCAUGUCGCGA